ACGUAUGUGAAUGUGAGCAUGAAAUUUGAUAAUAUCAUUUGUAUCCUUUCCCCACCCCUCAAACUCGUCGUUAAACAAUAUUAAAUCUGGCCGCGAAACCGGCCAGAUUCAUCCUCCCCUACUAGCGCCUCAAUCAGCAGGGGAGUAAAUGAUUCAUUUCUCCUCAGGUCCGAGUUUCUACGUCCACCCGGCCCCACCAGUCAGUCUCCGCCGUCCGUUCCAAUCUCCUCACUCCAUCACACCAUGUCGUCACCAUCGCAACAUUGUUUCAAUUUAUAAAAGCAGCAGAGCGUUUGAUUUGUACGAAUCCGGAGAAAGAGAGCUGUCGGAACGAUCGGCGAUGGUGAAGAUUCCGGUGAGGUUCAAGAGAGUGAUGGCGGCGAUGGGCGAGGAGGCUCGUGGCCGCCUGUGCGAGAGCAGCGGCAGCGAACACUCUCCGGCCGUCGAUCUCUCCGACCUGAUCAACUCGUUUAUUGAAAGGGACAACGGAGUGGUGGGAGAAGAUCGGGAGGCGGAGGUGUCGGAGAAGUUACUAGAGAGGGAGGAGCUCGAAUCGGAGCGCGGCGGCGGUAAUUGCUCGUCCGAUUCCGAGACGACGAGUAGUUUGCGGAGUCUGCUGGGGCUCGAGGUGUCAGACUUCGACGACGGUGUUAGGACAAAACUGAGGGCGGAGGCAGAGCUCGCUCUCCGGCACGUCGGAGGGAGCUCGUCGCCGGAUAUUAAGCGCCGGCUGAUGGCUCGAUUGCGCGAGCGGGGAUUCGAAGCCGGUAUUUGCAAGUCGCGGUGGGAAAAAACCAGCCGCUUCCCGGCGGGGACCUACGAGUACAUCGACGUAAACCUCUCCGAGAAGCGAUACAUCAUCGAAUUGCUUCUCGCCGGAGAGUUCGACAUAGCGCGGCCGACGAGCCAGUACACGUCAAUGCUGAGCCUCUUCCCCACCAUCUUCGUCGGCGAAGCUGACGAUCUCAAGCGCGUGGUGAGGCUGAUGUGCACGGCGGUCCGAGAGUCCCUGAAAAGCGCCGACAUGCACUUGCCGCCCUGGAGAAGAAAUGGGUACAUGCAGUCCAAGUGGUUUGGUCCUUACAAGCGGACGACCAACCACGUUCCGGCGAGAAAGGCGGCGGAAUCGGACGACGCUUUUGCGGCUAAUCGGUCGGUGGGCUUCGAGGCCUUGCCGGCGGCGAGAGUACCGUAUAACUGUAGAGAUGGUUCUAGAAGGAAAGGGCUCAAUGGGUUAGGAGUCGGACACUUGGCAGCUGCCCUUAAUGGCAAUUAAUUAUUCAAAAUAAUGCAUGUUGCCGAAUCGUGUGUUCCAAGAGUAAGUAUAUCGAGAAGAUUUCAUACUGAAGUAGAUCUCUCAUCUAAAUGUGAAUUCGACUGGAAUACCAUUUGUUUUCAUUGUGAUUUGUUUUUUAUGAUAAAAUUUUUGAAUGUAGAGAGAUGGAAAUGGAAGCAUUUGUAAAUAUCAUCUUAUUUAUAAUAAAUUUGAAAGAUUUACAUUCA
Messenger RNA from Malania oleifera, 1503 nucleotides. RefSeq lists its product as uncharacterized. Lineage: Eukaryota; Viridiplantae; Streptophyta; Magnoliopsida; Santalales; Ximeniaceae. The record is from RefSeq and is a predicted model, not a curated record. The transcript is spliced from 2 exons. The coding region runs from base 149 to 1276 and encodes 375 amino acids.